CUGUGCAUGGUAAAUGCCAAAGGAUGGCAUCUGUUAUGUUCUGAUACCCUGAUAAAUUAAUACUAUGUAAUUUGUCUGCAAUCUCUUCUGACCCCUCUGUCCCUUUCACUUCCCUUACACAUUUCUCCAAAUCUAUUGUCUCACCAGUGUACCUCAUCUCAUCCGGAAAUAAUCAGCAUUCUAAAACAACAAAGUCAAUGAAGUAAAUAUAUUUUAAAUGAAUGGAUCUUUAGUAGCUUGCCUUUCAUGAUUCACUCUGGAUAAUGGAAAAAUGGUUACCUUCAGACUGGAGAAUCAGCAGCUUCUCAGCAUGCGUGGGAACAUCUGAGCAUUACCAAUUGAACACUGAGUUUCUGGAGAGGCAUUGUUCUUCAAUCUACAAUGGAUGUCAAAUGAAUUUAUGUUUUGAUGUUAUCAUACAAUAACAACAACCACAUUAGCAGCAGCAGGGACAGUGCAGUAAUAGGGGAAGUAAAAUCUUAAGCAGGAUACAAAGGUCACUAGGCAAGGAUUCACCUCUGAAAGGUUCUACCUUCUAAAAGACAUCAUCAGCUUGGGACCAAGUGUUCAAACACAUGAGCCUAUUUAAGGGAUACUUUACCAUUCACAUUUAGAACAAAACACCUUACCUCCCCAUCCUAUUCUAACCACGAUCUACCUUUCUUUCCAUUCUCUGCACAUUAUUUACAUUUUGAUGAAUAAAAAUUGAUAUAUCAUAAAUAUAUGGGUAGAAAAGGCUGUACUUCUCCUGAAAUCGCCUGAACAUGCCAUAUGACUGCAGACAAAUGGUCAGCCAACACAAAUAUUCAAUAUGAAGAGAUACAACUGGAUCUCUUUAUGUUGUCUUAUGUACAUGUUAGGCUCAUAGUAUAAAAUUCUCACAGAUUCCCUAGGAAAAUCCUGAUGGAAGCUCUACUUAUUUUCUAUUGACUGAAAUUGUGUUGGGCAGGAAAAAUUAAAGGCUAAUCCCAAAGACUCUACAGAAAGAAACACCACAUAGUUCUAGGCACUGGGACACAUCAUUCUUUGGGCCAAUCUCAUUUUAAAAGUCUUCUGAACUCUCAUAAUUUCUAUCCUUACUGUAGAACUUCAUUACUGCUUGUUUCACUACUGUGGGAGUUUCCUAAUGUUUCUUGCUUCAUUGUCUCUGCCUUCAAAGCAAUAAAAUACUUUUCCAAAAUGAUUAAAUUGGCUUCAGGUAGGAAUCUCUUAAGAACUCAAAUGUAGAUGAGCAACUACAUUUAAGGAAUGACUGCUAAGAGAGGGAGAAUAGGGUUAUCUCCUGUAUUAACUGUCUGAUAAUGCUAAGUGAUCCUCCUUAAAUACAUAUACAUAUGCGCAUCACUGAAUGAACCCAACAGGUUGUAUUCCUAUAUAGAUACACAUAUAUUCAAUAAUUAAGGAAGAACUCAUGAUUUAGAAAGAUGGAGUAGGGGGCAAGGAGGAGAUGGAGGAGAAAGAAGUUAGGCCUAAAAUAAUGUAAAUAAUGUAUCCAAUAUUGGAUUCCCAAAUAAAAGAAAUAAGUGUAAAAAUAAAAUAAGAGCAUGUAGCCAAAAAUUAUUGAGCCUUUCACAUUUUGUUUUCUUCUUAUUGACAUUGACUGUAUCCAUCCGCCUUUACAAUUCUGACACCAUUUGCUCCCUUGCACAUAACACAUUGUUUUUCCUGUUCUAACUUUUGAUACAUAGUAUUUCUUACUAAAAAGUUAUUUCAUCUUAUUUAUGUUCCUUAAAUUCAAUCACAUUAUUUAAAUUAUUUGACCCAUUGCUGUCUAUUAGAAUUGAUUUUUGUGUUAAUAAGAUUCUAAAGCAAUUUAUCCAUAAUUCUUUUAAAAUAGUUACCCUAUCUUGAACCUUAUUACUGUUUCUUUCUGUGUUUGGGCUGUGUGUCCUCUUGACAGUGAUUCUAGAACAGCUCUAAUAGAGUAGAAUACAAAUCAUGUAUAUGACUUAACAUUUAUCAUUGUCAAUUAAAAUGAAGCAAAUAUACAAGAAUUAAUGUUAAUAGUUUCAUUUUACCUCAUGUAUCAUGAAAUGUCCUUUGAAGAUGUGACCAAAUGAAAUGGUUAUUCCCAUCUAUUAGUAUACAACACUGAAAAGCAAAUUUUAUUUUGCACUAGUAAUGAAUUCUCUUAGACUAACAACAUUUCACAGCUCAAUAGCCAAUUAUUACUAUUAUCUCAUAUUGGGAAACACACCUUCAAGAUUCUAGUAUAAUAAAUAGAACUAUAAUAAAGAAAACACUGAAUUGCAAUUAGACCCAUUGAAAAAAUGCUGCAUUUGUUAUUUAUUAGAUGAACAUGGCUGAUUCCCUCAGUUUCUCUGGUCCAUAGUUUUUUUUUAUGUGUAUGGAUUUUUUUAAAAGGCUUAGAAUUGAGGAUAUUGCACAAUUUCUGAUUUAGUGUUCAUUUAUGCAAAAAUGAGGGAAUUAUUCAUUUCAACAACUUGGCCAAUACUCAAAACUUGGAACUUAAUAGUUUCUCUGUUACAGUCAUUUAUUGAGCACAGAACACAUAAUUAUUGGUAUAGCAUUGUCUAAUCCCCACAGAGUCUCAUUGGUUCUCUUCCUGUUCUGAAAUGCUGUGACCUGGCCCAACUCAAUGACUUCAUCAUACUUCAGUUUCCCCUUCUCAUUCACACUCUAGUGCCAUUGGCACUUCUGUUGUUAUUAAUAUUUCUUAAUUAUUCUAAAUUCUUUUCAUCUGUAAUCCUUACUUUGUCAUGAUUUCUUUUUUCUGAUAUUGAAAAUGUCUUCUACUUUUCAUCAUUCAAACCACUGGCAAGGUCACAUCCUUAGUGAAGUAGUCCCCAAACAAUGAUAUAGAAUAUAGAAAUAAUAUAGAAAGGCAUCUAUAUUAAAUUCGCUACAUUGUUAAUUUUACUCAUUAUGUUUAUCUAUAUUAUGCUAUUAAUACCUUUAAUACUUUAGUUGUAUUUAUGCACAUGCUUACAUUUUUUUAUACUGAAAGUAACUUCUAGAAUAAGAAACUGCUUUGUUGGUCAUUAUAUCCCUAACAUCCUCAGUCUUUGGCAAAUUGAGGACACUAACCCAUCUCUUGCUGAUUGGAAGGGAAGAUUGUUUCUUAACCUAUACUAUAAUUUUCUUUCAUAAAAUUUGAGGUUUAUUGUGAUAGACAAUGGAGUUUUACUUUUUAUUAAGUAACAUUUCAGGAAGUAUAGAUAUUUGGCUCUCACAAUGGGCUCUACUGCUCUGACCACUGAGCAAGCCUUUGGAUUGAUGGAGGGGAAAUAUAUAUUUCUAUGAUCCAGAGGCAUUUAAAUUUAAUGUCACCCCUUGCAUAAUUCUUAUUUAUUUAUUUAUUCUGAGGCUUUUCUAUAUUCCUCUGAUUUGCACAAAAUCUCAACUUCUCUUUCUCCCUAGUACUGGGAUAGCAGGUGCAUGCCAUCAUACUUUGUAGUUUUUAAAAAUUCAAUUAAAAAAUUGAAAUGACAAAAAACUGUAAGUAGGGAACAAAAAGGCUGAGUUGAUGAUCCCAUUUCUAUUUGUUAUGGGGUAAUACAAAGAUUUAAAGAUGGAAAGUUCUAGAUAUAUUUUAUUUCAGUUCUAAUAUACUGGUGGAGGAUAUAACAAAUAAUAACUAGUACAAAUCAAAUAAUACUUCACCUUGAAAAACAUUAAGUUUAUUCUUCAUGGGAGUUUCUGAAGAUUCUUCAGCUGCUCACAUCAUUGCUGCUAAUCUCUUUCAGAUUAUAGUUUGUACUCUAAAUAUUUAUUCAUGUACAUUUACUUUGCAAAAUGUACCUUUUGCAGCAUAUAAAUAGGUGCUAGAAAGAACACUGACAACUUCAAAGCAAAAUGAAGUUCUUCCUGCUGCUUUCCCUCAUUGGAUUCUGCUGGGCUCAAUAUGACCCACAAACUCAGUAUGGGCGGACUGCUAUUGUCCACCUGUUUGAAUGGCGCUGGGUUGAUAUUGCCAAGGAAUGUGAACGAUACUUAGCUCCUAAAGGAUUUGGAGGGGUGCAGGUCUCUCCACCCAAUGAAAAUAUUGUGGUUUAUAAUCCAUCAAGGCCUUGGUGGGAAAGAUAUCAACCAAUUAGCUACAAAAUAUGUACAAGGUCAGGAAAUGAAGAUGAAUUCAGAGACAUGGUGACGAGGUGCAACAAUGUUGGUGUCCGUAUUUAUGUGGACGCUGUUAUUAAUCACAUGUGUGGCGCAGGUGGUGGCGCAGGAACAAGCAGUACUUGUGGAAGUUACUACAAUGCUAAUAACAGGGAUUUUCCAUCAGUUCCAUACUCUGGUUGGGAUUUUAAUGAUGGUAAAUGUAAUGGAGAAAUUUCUAACUACAAUGACGCUAAUCAGGUCAGAAAUUGUCGUCUGUCUGGACUUCUGGAUCUUGCACUCGAGAAAGAUUACGUUCGUUCCAAGGUGGCUGAAUAUAUGAACCGUCUCAUUGACAUUGGUGUAGCAGGGUUCAGACUUGAUGCUGCUAAGCACAUGUGGCCUGGAGACAUAAAAGCGGUUUUGGACAAACUGCACAACUUAAAUACAAAAUGGUUCUCUCAAGGAAGCAGACCUUUCAUUUUUCAAGAGGUCAUUGAUCUGGGUGGUGAGGCAAUUAAAAGUAGUGAGUACUUUGGAAAUGGUCGUGUGACAGAAUUCAAGUAUGGAGCAAAACUUGGCACAGUUAUCCGAAAGUGGAAUGGAGAGAAGAUGGCUUAUUUAAAGAACUGGGGAGAAGGCUGGGGUUUUGUGCCUUCUGACAGAGCCCUUGUGUUUGUGGACAACCAUGACAACCAGCGAGGACAUGGGGCUGGAGGAGCAUCCAUCCUGACAUUCUGGGAUGCUAGAAUGUAUAAAAUGGCUGUUGGAUUUAUGUUGGCGCAUCCUUAUGGAUUCACACGAGUAAUGUCAAGUUACCGUUGGGCAAGAAACUUCCAGAAUGGAAAAGAUGUGAAUGACUGGAUUGGACCACCUAAUAACAAUGGAGUCACAAAAGAAGUGACCAUUAAUCCCGACACCACUUGUGGCAAUGACUGGGUCUGUGAACAUCGAUGGCGUCAAAUAAGGAACAUGGUUGCCUUCAGAAAUGUAGUCAGUGGCCAGCCUUUCUCAAACUGGUGGGAUAAUGGCAGCAACCAAGUAGCUUUUGGCAGAGGAAACAGAGGAUUCAUUGUCUUUAACAAUGAUGACUGGUCUUUGUCAACAACCUUACAGACUGGUCUUCCUGCUGGCACAUACUGUGAUGUCAUUUCUGGAGACAAGGUUGAUGGCAAUUGCACUGGAAUUAAAGUCAAUGUUGGCAAUGAUGGCAAUGCUCACUUUUCCAUUAGUAACUCUGCUGAAGAUCCGUUUAUUGCAAUCCAUGCUGAAUCAAAAUUGUAAGAGUCAAAUAAAAUAC
This is a messenger RNA of Cricetulus griseus (Chinese hamster), 5359 nucleotides long. Lineage: Eukaryota; Metazoa; Chordata; Mammalia; Rodentia; Cricetidae. The record is from RefSeq and is a predicted model, not a curated record.